Paramacrobiotus metropolitanus is the source of this 1632-nucleotide messenger RNA. RefSeq lists its product as uncharacterized. The record is from RefSeq and is a predicted model, not a curated record. Lineage: Eukaryota; Metazoa; Tardigrada; Eutardigrada; Parachela; Macrobiotidae. The coding region runs from base 196 to 1632 and encodes 478 amino acids. The transcript has 4 exons. Gene Ontology annotation, molecular function: zinc ion binding.
UCUGAAUAAACAUUUUGUCAAGCUUUUUAAUAUUCUGUUUGACUUUAGUUUUCUUCUGGAUUUUCGUAGACCUAGUUACCUAGCGGUAUUUAAUUGUUAACCUUUAAAGACUGUAGGCAAGAAAAUGCAAACGCGAAUGAUUGCUGAAAAUGCCCUGGAGGAUCCGAAAUUCCAGCCCAAAGAAAGGGAUGGCUCAUGGGGACAACAGGCUACGUCCAACAGCUCAAGAUGACUCAGGGUUUUUCUAAUAACACGGAAGCCAGCGAAUUGAAAUUUAUCGCUAAGUGUCAUGCUGAAAUGGAAGCGCAGUGGUACACUGUGGCAAUAACAGUACGAGUAUCACACCUCGUGGCGGACGAGUUUGUGGAGACCAGAUGCUCGUGCCCCUCGUCCAAAAAUUUAUCGCCUGCGGCCCUCUGCAAACACAUCCUUGCUGUCGUGUAUGCUCUCGACUGGGUUCUGGAAGGAAAAAAGGUGCCCCAGUGGAACUUGCCCUGUACAAGUUUCGAGCAGUGCUGGGGAAAGCCAAGCACGAAAACAGGCGAACUCCGUCCUGAACGAGGCGAUAUUUACGCUCAUUACUUGCGCCCUGACCGCAGACCGCUUUGGGAGCCAGAUUCGCGUUCUCGAAUAUCACCCUGCGAUAGGAUAUUCAGUGCUGACCGUAUACGCGAAGCUCGCGCUUUUAUAGAAACCAAUCCGGAGUUGUUUCCGAAAUCGCUGCUUCGCGUGAUAGAGGACCCAAAUGAAUGUUUGCGGAUUCCACGUAGUUCAAGCCCGCCAGUGAAAAAUCCCUUUUCUUUAAAGAAUGAUGCUUGGCCGGAUUGCUAUCCACAACUCCCACUACGCCCUCCUGUGGACUCCGGUUGCUUAUGGCAGCCUUUCAGUGCGGUGUUGAGUACUAACUGUAAAGCAGUAUUUACCAAAGAAAUUCUUUCCAAAAAUCCUUAUGAUAUCGAAAAAGCCACUCGAACGCAGUCUUCAUCGUCGGAGUGGGCGUAUCAUCGGUCUGUAAGGAUAACUGGAACGUUCCUAAAGCGUGUGAUAACUGGGAUGAAGAAUAAUACAACGGGAAAAGAAAAUCGACGGGCUAAGUUAGCAAACGAAAUACACGCUCCAAGAGACUUAUCGAAGUUACCAGCAAUCAGAAGGGGCAAGGAUCUGGAGCCGAUUGCUUGCACUGCAUUCAUUCAGGAGCUCCGCAACACAGGGAUGUAUGCAGAGGCCGUUCCUGUUGGCUUUAUAGUGCAUUUUGUAGAACGGUGGGCCGGUGCGUCUCCUGAUCGCUUGAUCAGAACCAUCGAGGAUAGUUUGGAUAUAUUUUACCUACUGGAGAUUAAAACGUUUUCUCAAACAAAAGUAUUUUCUGAUUUACCGUAUCUUUAUCCUUACGAGGAAGAUAACGGAAUCUUAGUCUAUAAAUUGAAAGAGUCGCAUGAGCACUAUUUUCAGAUUCAGUGGGAAAUGUAUUGUAGUGGCCUAAAAAAAUGUUUUUUUAACGUAUAUCGCGAAGAUGGACUGCAAACAUUCCGCCAGCUGGUGCCCUUUAAUUGUGAUUUCAUUGUGAAUAACGUGAGAUUAGCUUUGGAAUUUUAUUUUUCGCAUUUGUUACCUUUAACAAUAAAAUCGUAA